Messenger RNA from Acanthoscelides obtectus, 2699 nucleotides. The record is from the annotation of a GenBank genome assembly. Lineage: Eukaryota; Metazoa; Arthropoda; Insecta; Coleoptera; Chrysomelidae.
AGCACGUGAAUAUCGGCAGUUAAUACAAUUUUCACAUUAACGCUCCUUGGGACAGACGUUAUGUUUGUGCCACGAAAUCUCUUAGUUUUUCUGUGUUUCAUCGUUGUUUUUAAAUCAAAAUGCACAGAGUCAGUACAACUUGUACCAGGCGUGGAAUGCACUAGACCAUGUAGAGAAGGGGAACCUCCUAAGUUUUGUUAUUACAAGUUUGUCACUGAGCUGUAUGUCGCUGGAGGGCCAGCUUGUUUUGUUUGCACCCCUAACCAGGACAAUAUGUUCACACAGAACUGUCAGUGUAUCACUACAGACGGGUUUGAACGCACCUUAUUUUCGAUCAACAGAAUGUUUCCUGGGCCAAGCAUUCAGGUUUGUGAAAACGAUAGGGUCAUAGUGGAUGUGAAAAACGAGAUAGAAGGAAAUGAGCUAACGAUGCACUGGCAUGGUAUCUUUCAAAAGGGUACUCAGUACUACGACGGUGUACCCAUGAUUACUCAGUGUCCUAUACAACAAGGAACCACAUUCAGGUAUCAAAUGGUUCCACAGCCAGGUACCUUCUUUUAUCAUUCGCACACUGGUCUACAAAGGUUUGAUGGUCUCUCCGGUCAUUUUAUCGUGAGACAACCACAGCACAAAGAUCCAAACGGACAUUUGUAUGACUUGGACUUACCCGCUCAUGUCAUCCAGAUCAAUGGCUGGAUGCACCAACAUGCUAUUGAGAAGUUUCCAGGGUUGUGGACUGUGAGUAUAUGUACUUUAUCCACCGAAAAACGAAAAUUUCCUUAUGGAAAUCGGACUUACGUCAAAUUGGUUGGGUAAGGAUAAGGGAUAAAAUGGUUGAGGUGGAAUUAUUUAGAUUAUAAAGUACGUGCACAUCCACCAUGUUUUGAAGUCCAGUACACCGACGACCAGAAAUUAUACAGGGUGAGUCACGAGUCGUGAACAAAAAUUUGUUAUGUGGAUUUACCUAAGUGUUAUUCACAUUCAAAAGUCUUCACUUGAAUUUAGCGUGCACCAGUGGCGGAGAUACAGGGGAUUAGUGGCAUAAUUUUUCUAAUUUUACCUUCAAUUUGCCACAAAUAAUUACUCUUGUGUUUGUAUCCUAGAAUACACUGUUUUCGUAAAAAUAAAACAAACUGGAUCAUUAAUGAAGAGCCGAGAUACAAUUAAUUUCAUAAUAAAAUAGGUGGCCUUGAUAGUAACUUGGCGUUUCUUGGGAGAUAGUUUGGCCUGAAUAGAUAUACAGGUGAGACACGAAAAGUGCUCUCACUCUAGUAAGUAACAAUUUCAUUCAGAGAAACCAAAAGCAAGACCCGAUCAAUCUCCUGAUCAACGGUAGAGGAAAAUGGAUCAACCCUCAGUACGGAAACGUGAGCGACAGUCCCUUCGAGGUAUUCGAGGUACUGCCAGGUCGCAGGUACAGAUUCAGGAUGAUCAACGCCCUAGCUUCACCAUGCGGCGUUGUGAUGAGUACACAAGGUCAUACUAUGACGGUCAUAGCUACCGAUGGUGAAAAUGUCAACCCAAGGACCGUGGAAGCUAUCACAUCGUACUCUGGUGAGAGAUACGACUUUAUAUUAGUAGCAAACCAAGCUCCUGGACGAUACUGGAUGCAGUUUUACGCUACAGAUAACUGUGAGGAGUACAAAAUCACACAAUUUGCCAUUCUUCAGUAUAACGCAAGACCAAGUAGACUGUUGGGCAGCCCGAGUAGCUAUGACCAACUGAAAAACGAAAAGAAAUUGACGUUAAAUCCUCCACUGAAAACCUGCGCAGAUGAUCUGCCAGAUGGUGUAUGCGUGAGCAGUUUGAGAAGUUCAAAAUCUGUUCAGACUGAUGUCCUGAAGCAAAUACCAGACAUCAAAAUGUACAUGGCUUACAAUUUCAGCCUCUUCGAACCCGGAGAAUUGUUCGUUCCGAAUACUUACACUAAAUAUGCAGUUUUCCUUCCUGGUCCGUACAUUGUCAGCAGUUUCAUGAACCAUUUGUCAUUCAGCUUUCCUCCGGCACCACUGCUCACUCAGUAUCAAGAUGUCGCGGACAAGACUUGUAACAUGGAUAACAUACCUAGGGGUUGUUCUAGCAAUUCUAUACGGAACUGUAGCUGUACUCAUGUGGUGUAUAUACCUCUUGGGGCUGUAGUUGAAAUCGUGUUUAUAGAUGAAGUUGCGUUUGAUGAUGCACAUGCCUUCCAUCUCCAUGGGUACGCAUACCAUGUGCUAGGCAUGGGAAGCCCAGGUGACUUUGGCUUGCAGAAAUUAGACAGAGAUCUGGUCAUACGUUUAGAUCAACAAGGGCGGUUGAAGAGGAAUUUCGUCCGUCCUCCAUCAAAAGACACCUUGGUGGUACCCAACCAAGGUUACUCUGUGAUCAGGUUCAAGGCUGACAACCCGGGUUCCUGGUUGUUCCACUGUCACUACGAGGUACACACAUUGGUCGGAAUGGCUUUCGUUGUUCAAGUCGGUGAUCCUAGCGAUUUACCUCCGGUGCCUGAUGGUUUCCCGAGGUGUGGAAACUUCUUACCGAAUCGACUAGAUGAGACUCUUCGUACCAAGGAAUGGUGAUUUUGAAUUGUGAUCAAUGUGAAGAAAAAAUAAAGAAUUUAAAAACGAUGUUGCUUUUCGUUAGUCAAGUAAAAAAAAUAAUUAUCUCUAUUAAAUUUGUUUAAUUAGUGUUAUGUAAAUAAGCACGGUUAUGUAGGA